Gracilinanus agilis (Agile Gracile Mouse Opossum) is the source of this 1074-nucleotide messenger RNA. Its product is annotated as 26S proteasome non-ATPase regulatory subunit 8-like. The transcript is spliced from 2 exons. The coding region runs from base 1 to 1074 and encodes 357 amino acids. The record is from RefSeq and is a predicted model, not a curated record. Gene Ontology annotation, biological process: proteasome-mediated ubiquitin-dependent protein catabolic process. Gene Ontology annotation, cellular component: proteasome regulatory particle; proteasome regulatory particle, lid subcomplex; cytosol. Lineage: Eukaryota; Metazoa; Chordata; Mammalia; Didelphimorphia; Didelphidae.
AUGAUCAAAGCUUUUAGCUUUAAAUUUGGCAAGACAAGAGAGAACGAUAGUUCUGGAUUACUCCCACAAAGAGUUUUUGCAGAGGUUCAGGAAGUGACGCACCCGGCUUCUCCGCCCCCAUUCGGGCUGGGGGCGGGAGGGGGUGGGGUGGGGUCGGGCGCGGCUAGGGGCAAGCGCCCUGCUCUUCAGCGCGUGGGCAGCAUCGCUAAGAUGGCUGCCGCGGCGGUUCCCGGAGUGAACGGCUCCGGUGCAGCCAACGCUUCUGGGGGCUCCGGGGCGGUGCUUCAGACAGCCGCCCUCAUGUACGAGCAGCUCAAGGGCGAGUGGAACCGCAAGAGUCCCAAUCUGAGCAGGUGCGGAGAGGAGCUGGGCCGCCUCAAGUUGGUGUUGCUGGAUCUCAACUUCCUGCCCACCACCGGGACGAAGCUGACGAAGCAGCAGCUCAUCCUGGCCCGGGACAUCCUGGAGAUCGGGGCCCAGUGGAGCAUCCUGCGCAAGGACAUCCCGUCCUUCGAGCGCUACAUGGCCCAGCUCAAGUGCUACUACUUCGACUACAAGGAGCAGCUCCCCGAGUCCGCAUACAUGCACCAGCUCCUGGGCCUCAACCUGCUCUUCCUGCUCUCCCAAAACCGAGUGGCCGAGUUCCACACAGAGCUGGAACGGCUGCCCGCCAAGGACAUCCAGACCAACGUCUACAUCAAGCACCCCGUGUCCUUGGAGCAGUACCUGAUGGAAGGAAGCUACAACAAAGUGUUCCUGGCCAAAGGCAACAUCCCGGCCGAGAGCUACACCUUCUUCAUCGACAUUUUGCUGGACACCAUCAGGGAUGAGAUAGCGGGCUGCAUUGAGAAAGCCUAUGAAAAGAUCCUGUUUGCUGAAGCCACUCGUAUCCUUUUCUUCACCAACCCCAAGAAGAUGACUGAGUAUGCCAAGAAGAGAGGAUGGUGCUUGGGCCCAAACAAUUACUACAGUUUCAAGUGUCAGCAGCCAAAGCCGGAGGACACAACCAUCCCCUCCACUGAGCUGGCCAAGCAAGUCAUUGAAUACGCCAGGCAGCUGGAGAUGAUUGUCUAA